Sphenostylis stenocarpa is the source of this 1692-nucleotide messenger RNA. The record is from the annotation of a GenBank genome assembly. Lineage: Eukaryota; Viridiplantae; Streptophyta; Magnoliopsida; Fabales; Fabaceae.
AUGGGUGAAUUUCUUGUGGAUGCAACAGUGUUUGAAGAUAAGAUGGGAGAAAGUGCCGCUUCCAAUUCUUCUUUGCAAGUGUCUGUCUCCUUUGGGAGAUUUGAGAAUGAUUCCUUGUCUUGGGAGAGAUGGUCUUCUUUCUCUCCGAACAAGUACUUAGAGGAAGUUGAGAAGUGUGCUACACCUGGAUCAGUGGCUCAGAAAAAAGCUUAUUUUGAAGCCCAUUACAAGAAGAUUGCUGCCCGGAAAGCCGAAUUGCUAGCUCAGGAGAAGCAAAGGGAGAAAGAUUCUUUCAGAUCAGAAGAUCAAGAUGGAAUAGAUCUGGGUGGUAACACUGAUGCAGAACUUGAUAUAUCCAACACUCAAGGUUUCGAUGAAGGGGUUACGCAAGAAACCAGUUCUGUUGGUGAGAUCCAUAGGACCCAUGUUAAUGAUUCUGAGGAGGAAGUUGCAGUUUCAAGAGAUUACCAAAGUUCACCAGCUGAGGCGGAGACCAAGGAACUGGAAAGUAGAUCCCAUAGUCCCUUCCAGAUGGAGGAACCUGAAGAUGCAUGCAUGAAACAGGAAGAAAGUCUUAACAUUGAAGCUGAAGAUGUGAAGGAAAUUUCCCACGUUGUGUACAGGGAGACAGGAAAGGCUUCAGAAGUUGAAGCAAAAGAUGUGAAAUUGGAUCAUACAAAGGAAUCGAAGGUUACCGCUGUGAAUAAGGGCAGCAAUGCAGCCAAGACAAAGAAGAAAUCAAUGCUACCUACUUCUAAGGCAUCCCAGAGUUCCACACCAAGAAGUUCAAAGCCUGCAUCAACUCCUACCAAAACGGCAACCCCUGCUUCUUCAACUAAAAAGGGAAGUUCUCCAUCUUUGACUAGGAGGCAAAUUACUUCUAGAGGGGAGAGCAGAAAAUUUGCUAACAAACCUUUGCACAUGUCUCUGAGCUUGGCUCCAAGUAAUCCUGAUCCUGCUCCUCAAGCUACCAUGAGGAGAUCUUUAAUCAUGGAGAAAAUGGGGGAUAAGGACAUAGUCAAACGGGCAUUUAAGACAUUCCAGAACAGUUUCAACCAGCCAAAAACUUCCGGUGAAGACAAAUCUUUGAUGAAGAAGCAGGUUCCUUCAAGGGGGACCGUGUCAAAGGUUUCAACAUCUACAGUUUUGAGGAAAGAAAAUGGACGGCCAACUAAGGUUGAGCAUGUGGAUAAAAGUGGAAAUGCUGUACGAACUACUUUGGGCCCGAAAAGUGACAUCACAUCAGAGAAAGGAAAAGAGUCUUCAAGAAAAAUAGAGGAAAAAUCUAAUGCAAAAGAAGAAGGAAGAAUGCGUCUUCAAUCAAAAGUAAAGGAGGAAAAAGUGGCUGACAUGAAAAGGCUAAAACAUAAUGUCAAAGGCACAUCCACGCCAGCUGUUUACCGUGGUCAAAAAGUAGUAAAAAGUCGUCCAGAAAAGUUGAAGCUGAAACUUGUGUUCACUGGAGUCUGGUGGUUGUUGACAAGAAAGGGAGAUCUUUGUAAUCUAGUUGUUUUGCUUGGCUUUCUUGUUCACAUUAUACAUUCUAAUAGCAUUCCUAGGAGUGUCACUAAGAAUGGCUGGGUGAUGCUAAAAUUCAAUGCUAUGAUAUUCAUGUUUGGUAAGCAACAGUGGAGCAACCUCCCCAUUAAAUGGGAGCUUAUGAACAUUGUGAGGAGUUGGAGGAAGGAGUAG